AUGGCGUCCUCCGUUCCCGUAGUCGACAUCCUCGACGACGACGACGACGACGACGACAACGGCCUCGCCAUUGCCUCCCCUCCCUCCUGCAAGCGGUCCCUCGGAUCCUCGGGAAUCUCCUCCCGCGACUUCCUCGACGCGUUCUCGCCGUCCCCGCCCCGGCAGAAGCGGCCUCUGCCCGCGGCGGAGGGCCCCAUCAACCUCGACGACACCCCGUCCCCGCCAAAGUGGCGGCGCUCCUCGGUCUCCAUCGACCUCGACGACACCCCGUCACCGCCAAAGCGGCAGCUCUCCUCGGUGCCCAAGCUGCCGGUUCUUGUGGUGGAUGAGGACGUGGCGCCGUCAGCCCCUGGUGAUGCUGGUACCGACAGGCCCGAUUCUAUCUUUGACUGCGCCGCUUUCUCCGAGUCACCGGAGACGGUUGUGCGCAGUUCUGCCGGCCUCGGCAGUGUUGAUGUUGAGGCUCCGGGCUUCGCCUCCUCGCGCUCGGUUAGGCCACCUGCUGCCCCUGGCAUGUCAUCUGCUCCGCCGGCACAAAAAGGAUCUGGAGUUACUUCUCUGAUAUCACUUGAUAGUGACGAUGAGUCGGAUGAUGACAUCAUGAACAGGGAGCCUUCAAUCAAUUUGUCAAGCAAUACGGAAGCGAUGAUGUGCCAGAAGGAUGAUGAUGCCCAACAUGUGCAAGCGAAGCAGAAAAGACAACCGGCAGGGAAGAAACUGACAAAGGAGGAGAAAGGCAAACUGAUGCAAGAAAGAAAACAAAAACGACAGGAAGAUAAAGUAGUGAAGCAAGCUUUGAAAGAUAAACUAGCUAAGAAGAAGAAAAUGGAAAAAGCAAUUCAGAAGUGGGAAUCAGGAAAACUUGCUCUAGAAUGUAUUACUGUUGAGAUUGACAACAGUGUUAUCCAAAGGGGCUCCAUUGGAGGUCCUCUUCUUUCAAGUUUGACAGAGAAUGGUCUUUCCUAUGAACCUACUAAGAAUAAAAUUAGUGGUUCAAUUUUAUGGAAGUUGGAUGUUCCUGAUGAUAUUGCUCAGGCGUUUUCCGAUCUUAAAGAUAGCUGUGAUAUGAACCAAAAUCCAUUGUCACAAGUGAAAUAUGUUGCAAUUGUGCUUGAAGCCGAGGAAUUUUGUAAUCUUAUAAGCAACGGAUCGUUCUUUGAUCAUGUCCAAAGAGUUCGUGAUGGAUACCCAGGAUUCACCAUUUGCUACAUCAUUAAUAAACUGAUGAACUACGUCAACAAAUGUGAGCAAAGUCAAUACAAGAACCCUUCAAAUACUUGGAGACGUCCACCAGUGGAAGAGGUUUUAUGCAAACUGGCAACACACUAUAUUAAUGUCCACUCAAGGCAAUGCAUAGAUGAAGCUGAAGUAGUAGAGCACCUUGUUGGCCUUACGUCUAGUCUUGCAAAAUGCAAAUUCAGGAAACCACUAACAUGGUUAUCUGUGCAUGCAAAUGGUGCAAUUAUCCCUAAAAAUUUUGUUCAUAAGAACCUGGCGAAGAACGACACCUGGUUAAAAGCUUUAAUAGCGAUUCCUGACAUCCAGCCAAGAUAUGCUAUUGCAAUCUGGAAGAAGUAUCCCUGUAUGAGAUCCCUUCUGAAUGAAUAUAUGGAUGCCAGUAAAACCGUUGCCGAGAAGGAACGUCUGCUUAGCGACUUGAAGUGGGAAGAUCGCCUGGGUGACGAAUGCAAAAGGCUGGGUGACAAAUGCUCUAGAAGGGUGUACAGAAUGCUCAUGGCACAAAACGGAGUCUUGGAUACAGAUGACCCAGAAGCAGGCGGUAGAGCUUAG
Molecule: messenger RNA, 1791 nt
Organism: Miscanthus lutarioriparius
Lineage: Eukaryota; Viridiplantae; Streptophyta; Magnoliopsida; Poales; Poaceae
Source: the annotation of a GenBank genome assembly